GUGAAUACCUUUCUCCUCCUGCAGAAGAAUCAGUAUAAUUUGCCAUCAUGAGAGCGAUUGUUCUGAUGUGUCUGCUGCAAGCAGUUUUUGGCCAGGAUCAAAGUAAAUUCAACUGGAAUGGACCUGUCAACACACAACCCACUGCAGCGCCUAAUCUAGACAAACUAUGCAGUAACGACCAAGCGGCGUGUGGCUGCUGUCUGAUGCAGAAAACGAUGCAGAGGAUGGAGCUGUUCUUUAACAUGACAACCAAAGAAAUGAGCCAGCAGCUCAUGAACUCUAAGAUGACCCUCAACAACAUCAAAAACAACCGCAGCGCCUUCUCAGUCGCCCUGAACAACGAGAAAACUUUGACCUGCUUCGGCCCCUUAGCUGAAGAUAGACGGGUCCCCUACAAGCACGUCUUCCUCAACCUGGGAGACAGCUACAACGCUCAGACCGGCAUCUUCACCGCUCCCAUCUCGGGUGUCUACAGCCUGGCGGUCACCGUCUACAGCCUGUCUCCUCUUGACCUGCCCCAGGCCACCUGCGCCCAGCUGCAGGUGAACGGCGUGGCCGUGGCUCCCCUCAUUGAGAAGAACGGACUGGACAGCGAGGACAGCAGCACCGUUGUGAUCGCCAGGCACCUGAAGGCCGGCGACCAGGUGUCUGUCAGCCUGCUGAAAGGGUGCAACAUCUGCGACGACGCCUCCCACUAUAACACAUUCACCGGUUUCCUGCUGUAUGCUGCUGAGACAGCGUAGCUGCCUCUGGCGUUAACUCUGCUAGAUGACAUCUGUUCAGGUCAACAGUCAUGAGUUCAAUGCUUUGAUCCGUUAUGCUCAGUUUCCUGUUACUUGUGUUUGAGGCAGUCUGCUUUCUUCUGUAAGCCGUGCACAUAAAUUGUUAGCAUCAUGUCGACUGAAGAGUAAAUAUGAACAAAUAACGUAGCGGUUGUUUCUUUUUUAAAUUGAGGUAUCCUGGAUGUAACUUUUGACCCUGUUCCAAUGAAAUGAUCUGAUCUGACUUGCUUUUAUUGUUCAAAUAAAAAUAAACUG
Gambusia affinis (western mosquitofish) is the source of this 1037-nucleotide messenger RNA. Its product is annotated as complement C1q-like protein 2. The record is from RefSeq and is a predicted model, not a curated record. The transcript is spliced from 4 exons. Lineage: Eukaryota; Metazoa; Chordata; Actinopteri; Cyprinodontiformes; Poeciliidae. The coding region runs from base 48 to 743 and encodes 231 amino acids. Gene Ontology annotation, molecular function: protein binding.